Oreochromis niloticus (Nile tilapia) is the source of this 1536-nucleotide messenger RNA. RefSeq lists its product as uncharacterized. Lineage: Eukaryota; Metazoa; Chordata; Actinopteri; Cichliformes; Cichlidae. The transcript is spliced from 2 exons. Bases 124 to 729 code for a protein of 201 amino acids. The record is from RefSeq and is a predicted model, not a curated record.
AAUCCAGAAAGCCUGAAACUGUGUCAGUAACUGAAAAAUGUCUGAAAUUACAGACACGCACCCGUCCUCUUCAGCCCACAGGAGACAACGUGGCCCUAUCGUCGACCGACACCACCAGAUCUCAUGGAUAAUGAUGCAUCAGUAGACUGUUUACUGUCUAUGAUGCACAAGGAGAAGAUCACCCGACCUUCUCCCCCACCAGUGGUCUCAAUAGACCAAGUACACAAAGUCCUGAGGAAGAUCAACCCCUGCAAGGCAGCAGGACCAGACAACAUCGUAGGAUGGGCCCUUAAAGCAUUUACUAACGAGCUGGCUGAUGUUCUCACUUCCAUCUUCAACCUCUCCCUCAGCCAGAGCAUCGUUCCCACAUGCUUCAAGACCACAACUAUGAUCCCUCUCCCCAAGAAAAGCCCACCCACCUGCCUAAACAACUACAGAGGAGUUGCACUCACUGCAAAGUGUUUUGAGAGAGUGGUGCUGGCCUACAUCGAGAGCAACAUCCCAGACACUCUGGAUCCCCCAAUAGGUCAACAUCAGAUGCUAGCGCUGCUACCAUUCACUACUUCCUCUCCCACCUGGAAACUAAUGCCUCCUACAUCAGGGUGGUAUUGGUUGAUUGCAGCUCUGCCUUCAAUACUCUCAUCCCUCACAAACUCAUCCACAAACUGUCUACACCCCACCCUAUGUGACUGGCUACAGGACUUUUUGACUGGCAGGUCAACUACCUGAGACACAGAUAGGAUUCGAACCUGCGCUACCUGGUCUCAAGGCGACUGCUCAUCUCACUGAGCCAAACUGGUCCUCAGGGAAAGAAGCUGAAUCAUGCUUAAAACAGGUGAAAAAGCUGAAAUUCUGCUGAAAGAGCAGAAGAGGCUGAACUUUCUGUGGAAAAGAGGUGAAGAAGCUGGAAUUUGUGUUGAAAAGAGUUAAAAAAAAGUUUAACUGGUAACUGAAAAAGUUGUUGCCAUAGGCAGGAUUCGAACCCAGGCCUCCCGCACUGAGAACGGCUGCUCAGCUCACUGAGCUAAAACAUGGCUCAGCCCGGCAAGCUAAACUGGUGAUCACACUGAUAAUGUGGUCCCAUUCAGCAAAAUGGGCCAAAAAAUGACAUAAAAAGCUUAAUAUCUGAAAAAGUAUAAAAGUUAUGAGCACCAAAAGAUAUAGCAGGCAUUAGCAGAAAGAGCAGAACAGUUUAAAGUUUGAAUGGUGAAAAUCAGAUGAAAACUGAGGGAGUAGUUAACCAGCAAAGGUCUGAGCAACUAGAAUAAGGUAGAAGAAAGAAUAAAGAGAAACAGGAUCACGGCAUUCACACAGUUAAGCUCCUUUGUACAUCCAUCUACAUCGACAUCUGCAUACCACACUUGUCUUCACUUACUUAUUUUUUAUACUUAUUUUUAUCUUAUUUAUCUCGUUCUUUUUAAACUUGACCUAACUUGACAUUUGUGUAUGGACAGCAAAGGAAGAAUUUCAUUGCACAGAGAAAUGCUAUUUCUUCUGUACAUAUGACAAUAAACACUUUGAAUCUUGAAUCUUGAA